Chondrus crispus (carragheen) is the source of this 471-nucleotide messenger RNA. RefSeq lists its product as hypothetical. The record is from RefSeq and is a predicted model, not a curated record. Bases 1 to 471 code for a protein of 156 amino acids. The transcript has a single exon. NCBI's taxonomy places the organism in Eukaryota, Rhodophyta, Florideophyceae, Gigartinales, Gigartinaceae.
AUGUUCUCGCUCUGUAAGUCCUUGAAGCACUUAUCAUAUCUACUCCCCACGCUUCCUUUCCCCCUCCUCCCCCCCUCUCUCACUCCUUCCUUUGCCACCCUACUUUCUCUUCAAUUGUUCCCCUAUCAUACCUCUCUCCCCCCCACAAUUGAUGGUCUCGAAUUUCCCAUAUUGCCGGCUGACGAGAAACGAAAUUGCGUUGGACGGCAUCACACGCAUUACUUCAAAGUAAAGGUAGGUGGCCCUAAUUCUUGGCCAGUGCCCCUAAUCAUUUGGCCACCUUGUUUGUUACGUAAUAAUAAUCGAAAUUAUAAUAAUUAUGCACUCUCGGUCCACACAAUGGCCCUUCUCAUCUCUUCUGAAUGCGGUUGUGCCAAAACAUGUAGUGGAAUUCAAAAACAAAUCAGACCAAUCGAUUCAGCUGUGUCCAAAACAGCGGAAUACGAUCUAUCAGAUCCUAGAUCCUCAUGA